Messenger RNA from Hydractinia symbiolongicarpus, 397 nucleotides. RefSeq lists its product as uncharacterized. The transcript is spliced from 2 exons. NCBI's taxonomy places the organism in Eukaryota, Metazoa, Cnidaria, Hydrozoa, Anthoathecata, Hydractiniidae. The record is from RefSeq and is a predicted model, not a curated record. The coding region runs from base 32 to 397 and encodes 121 amino acids.
ACUGUAAUCGUUGAGUUAAAUUCUGACUUAUAUGUUUAAGGGUGUCCAGACACAGGUGGAAAAAACAAAGGGGCUUGAUAUAGAAAGAAAACUUGACGUGCUCGGAUGCAAAGAAGAGAUACAAAUAAGUUUAGAAGGACCAAAUAUGAAAGAUCAGUCUUCAGUGAAUGAUGACCAGACGCUGGCAAAAACAAAGGAAAUUAGUAUAGAAAGCAAUUCUGAUGUGCUCAAAGGUAAAGAAGAGAUAGAAACAAGUUUAGAAAAACUAAGCAUGAAAGAUCAGUCAUCUGGGAAUGUAAGUUUUAUUGAUUCUGACAAUUUUAAGUUUAAUCAUACCACCAUUCAAGCACACAAAAUUAGGCGAAGGCUCUUUACUCAAAUGUAUAUUGUAAAUUAG